This is a messenger RNA of Prunus avium (sweet cherry), 360 nucleotides long. NCBI's taxonomy places the organism in Eukaryota, Viridiplantae, Streptophyta, Magnoliopsida, Rosales, Rosaceae. The record is from RefSeq and is a predicted model, not a curated record.
AUGGAGGCUUCUAAAGAGGAUCGACAUCUUGCUGAUUUUCGUUAUGCUUGUGCUGGUUACUCUAUUUAUUUGGAUCGAAUUAAAGAAGAACCUUCUCAAAAGAACACAUCAGAAUUGCCCAUUUGUGUUGGCUUGGAGCUAUUUAUCCCUUUUCUUUACCUUCUAGAUGUUCGUGAAGUCCCUCAGACUCAGAGGCACCAACCACCUACUCAAUCUGCCGGAACUGUUUUCUUGAACAAGUUUUCAAGAAAUGCAGAUCUUGUUGCUUCAGGGGUGACUAAGAACGUGUAUAAAGUAGGUAACUACAUAAAAGGAAGUCUCUCAGAUUUUUUGUUCCCAUACAGAGGGAGAUCAAAGUAA